Nylanderia fulva is the source of this 3147-nucleotide messenger RNA. Lineage: Eukaryota; Metazoa; Arthropoda; Insecta; Hymenoptera; Formicidae. The record is from RefSeq and is a predicted model, not a curated record.
AUGUCUACUUCGUUCGAGAUGUAUCUGAGAAUAAAACCGAUGUCAACGGAAACGAAAGAAGGGGAAAGCAUUUAUCAGAUACUCAAUCCGUCGACUCUUCUAACGAAACUUCCAUCAUUCGAAAGUAAUGUUCGAAAUUCAUCGAGCAAGGACACCGUCAACAGGCACGUUUUCACGAAGAUCUUCGGAUCAGAAACUUCACAGGCGGAAAUGUUCGAGCAAUCCAUAAAACAUCGGGUUGGGGAGUUCCUCAAUGGUAAAAGUUCGACCAUUAUGACUUACGGUACAAGAGAUUCCGGGAAAACUUAUACGCUGUUCGGCACGUCCACGUCACCCGGUAUAAUAAUGCGUAGCAUUCAGCUCGUGUUUUCAAAGAAAAGAUGUUGCCUUUUAACGCCGAAGUUCAAGUGUCAAGAUAGUUUUUAUCGGAAUACAUGUAGACCAUAUUAUAGAGAGAGGAAAACAUUUCGAUCGAGUUCGGAGAUAAUUAUACAGCAGAUGUCAACAGAAGAAGCCACGAAAUUUUUGGAGAACUCGCAGCCGGAGAAUCUUUGUGAUGGAUGCAAAAAGUGCGAAAAUUUGGCAUUGAACAAGGUGUGGUUAUCCUUUGUGGAAAUUUAUAACGGACAAAUUUACGAUCUGUUGGAUGAAAUGGACUCACCAUUGAGAUUAGUCACGGACGAAAAAGGCAAAACUUAUAUUGUUAGUUCGCAGAUGUAUGUCAGAACUGCGUUGGAAGCUUGUCAGAUUUUCUUGACGGGCCAAUCGAGAAUGAGAACAACUGCGACGUCAUCGAAUCCAAGACGCUCUCGAUCGCAUAUUAUUUUUAAAAUAAAUCUAAUGACAGAUAUUGAUUCAAGCAAAAAGAUAUUUAGUACUCUUACUUUCUGUGAUUUGGCCGGCUUUACGCAAUUUGAAACGUAUCAGAAAAAUUCAGAUUUGCACGAAGCUAGCUUUAUCAAUAAUAGCUUGUUGGUACUUGGCAGAUGCUUUAAAGCUGUGAGUGAAAAUAAGGUGGCUCCCUUUCACGAAUCAAAAUUAACGAGAAUAUUCCAAUCUGCUCUUUCCGGUCAACAAAAUCUGACUUUUAUAGUAAAUGUCUCUUUUACUCCGAAUUUGUAUAUUGAAAUGCAAAAUAUUUUUGAUUUCUGUGACGUAGCUAGAAAGUUAAUAUUGAUUGAUACAUACAAAAAAUAUAAAGAUUGGUAUGAUUGUGAAGUAACCGAUUCAAAAACAUAUAAUAAUAAUGAUAUUUCAACAUUAUUAAUUCGUUCAUGGUCUGAACACGAGGAGAAGAUUAACUACACCGCUUGGGAAGCGUAUAAAAAUAUACAAGAACAAAAUAAAAAGUUAAUGAAAGAAUUGGAAACUACAAAAAAUGAUAUUAUGAAUCGCGAAUACGCCAUUCGAAAGCUGACCUUCGAGUUAGCUGACCAUUAUUCACGCAUGAUUGAAGAGAUGAAGGCAACCUAUAAGAAACACACCCAGGAGAUCGAAACUGGUGAUUACAUCGAGGACAGUCACGCGCUUUAUGAAGAACUCGCGACUGAAAAUGCGCAAGUUACUUCCGAGAUGACGCUUUUGAAAGAAACGAUGAAGAAACUGAAAGAUGAGAAUAAAACGAUUCUCUGCAAAAAGAACAAGUGCAGCUUCGAAUUGGCGUUAAUAACAAAAGAAUUGAUAAAGUUCCGACAGCUCAUGCAACUUAGGAUUCGUAAAUGGAAUAGCAAUAUUGAAAACGAUCCCGAUCAUCUUGUAAACAACCUGGAACGCUUGUAUAAAGAGAUAAAAAUGACCGAGACGAAGCUUAAAGAGAUUAACGAAUAUAUUUGCGCGACGCAGAACGAAAAUAUUGAAGCCGCUUCCAAAGCUGUAAUAAUGAAUCAAGAAUUAUCAAAAUCGGAGGAUCUCUCGAACGAUACCUCGAGUAAGAUUAAAGAAUUGGAGGAGAAACUUUUGCGCCAAGAAAUUGAUAUCGUAACGCUGACAGAUCGUAUGCAGAUGCAAGAAAAACAGUUUGCUGAAACUCAACAGUAUUUGAAUGAUAUGAAGAAUCAAAAAUGCAAAUCUGAUCGAUCGACAAACAUCUCAUUUCAUGAUUAUGCAAUCGAUAGAUUUUUGGAGCAUGAUAACGUACUUGCUUCUUCUGCAGAGAAAAAUUCUCUUCAGACGCAUAUGAGUUCAUCUACUAAAAACAAAAGCAAUUUUGACAAUUGGAUUGUCGUUCCAAAAUUAUUUGCAACUUCAACGCGUGCAGAAUCAGCGGAAAAGAAAUUAUCGAACAUUUCUGACACCGAUCACGGAAGCUUCUGCGAAAAUAGCGAUAGUAUAGAUUGCAAUAUUUCAAAAUCGAGCGAUAGCAGCAACAAAGAUGAUUCAGGUGUGAGCAGCGAACAAAACGGAAGUGGAAGAUCUAUCAGCUGCAGCACAGAUUCGAAGAAACAAGAAGAGACAUUACAUAUUACCGAAUUAUCUAAAAAUUUAGAAACCAUCAGAGAUGUGAUUUACACCUUAAAUGAAGCAGCUUGUGUAAACGAGCGCAAGAUUGUUCAGCAUGAAUGUCAAUUACUGCAUGAAAAAGAAGUACAAAUACGAUCGAACGAAGAGAAGCAAGAAAUUGCAAUCAAAUGCGAUGUUUUGUCCGAGAUAACAGAGGAUAAGAUGCAAGAGUAUAAUAAGGGCAAAAUUAAUGAACUGACUCGCAAAUUGAAAAUUAACAAUCAAGAUCAAAUUGACAGUCAAGACGACAUAAUUCGUUUGAAGAUGCAACUAGAAGAUAAAGAUUUAGAAAUAUCUCUUGAAAUAACAUUAUCCGAGAUCGAUGCUUUACCUGAAUUUAAACCAACUGAGGAUCAAGAUACGUCAAGACAGUCGAUAGAAUCUUUAAAAGUCGAUGAAACCGCUGAAAUCGAUGAUUGCAGUUUAACGGAUAGUAUCUGCUUAGUACCUAAAUAUGUUAAUUCAGGAGAAUUAGAUAUAUCAUCAGUUCUAAGUAAAGAUUCCACGGCUUCUUUCAAUGAAAAAGAUGAAGGCAAUAGCAGUGUAAUAUCAGAUGUAUUUGGAUGCAAAGCUGAUAGUUCUGAAACGGAAGUUAAUUUCAGUAUAAGAUCGCCAAAUACCAAAGACAAGAAAAAGAUGUUAGAAUAG